AUGGCAGCAAAAUACCUCUCCGCCGCCAACGCAGCAGCUUUAGAUAAAGACCUCAUGUCUCUCGGAGCAUUUUCUCUCGAUCAAUUGAUGGAGUUGGCGGGAUUGAGUGUUUCGCAAGCAGUAUACAAAGUCCAUCAUCCCUCCAAAGGUCGAAGAAUUCUCGUCGCAUGCGGACCCGGAAACAAUGGAGGCGAUGGUCUAGUAGCAGCUCGUCAUCUCUGGCACUACGGUUACAAACCCACAAUCUACUAUCCCAAACAAGGAAAAAAUGAACUCUAUCAACGUCUCUCUACUCAACUCCGCAAUCUUUCGAUUCCAUUUACCGAUGAUUUUUCGGAAGCUCUGAAAGAAUCUGAUCACAUCGUUGAUGCUAUAUUCGGUUUCUCCUUCUCCGGCAGCAUCCGCGACCCCUUCCCCUCCAUAAUCCGCGCUCUAGAAACCACUUCCCUCCCCAUAACAUCCAUUGACGCGCCCUCAUCCUGGGACAUCGCCACUGGUCCUCCAUCUUCCGGUCCCGGCGCAAACUUCAUGCCGCAGUAUCUGAUUAGUUUGACGGCGCCGAAACCUUUGGUGAGGUUCUUUAAGGGGAGACAUUUUUUGGGUGGGAGAUUCGUGACUCCCGAAAUUUCCGAGAAAUAUAAUCUCCAACUCCCAGAAUACGAGGGGGUAGAUCAAAUUGUUGAGGUACCGGUUCAGGAGGAAGAGAAAUUAUAA
Molecule: messenger RNA, 714 nt
Organism: Botrytis porri
Lineage: Eukaryota; Fungi; Ascomycota; Leotiomycetes; Helotiales; Sclerotiniaceae
Exons: 7
Coding region: 1-714 (237 amino acids)
Cellular component (GO): mitochondrion
Molecular function (GO): NAD(P)HX epimerase activity
Source: RefSeq, a predicted model, not a curated record